GAGGCAAUAUCUGAGAAAUGCACAGCAGAAAAUGAGAUGACAGUUGACUUCACAAAUGUUUUGGAAAUUCCUGUUGCGUAAUCCUAAGGAAGUCUUACAGCUCGUUUGGGGCUAUAAAUACAGAGAGAUGGAAGUUUAAAGCAAUCCAAGUUUUUCUGGCAGCACAUCCGACCCAACGUUAAGAAGAGCCACUGGUGAACGAAUCAGCAAGAAACAACACAAGAAUGAACUGCAAGACCGCUGUCAUUGUUGGGGUACUCCUCCUGUGCUGUGUGACUGCGCUGGAAGCCAUAUCCUUAUCCAGAAUGGAGUUGAGGUGCCAGUGUAUAAAUAAAGAAUCACGAUUCAUCCAUCCAAAGAAUAUGAAAAAUGUGGAACUCAUUCCUAGUGGUCCACACUGCCAAGAUGUAGAAGUCAUCAUAACAAUGAAGACUGGAGGCCAGGUCUGUGUCGAUCCAAAUGCCCCCUGGGUAAAGUUGAUCAUCGACAGAAUGUUGGAAAGUUCCAAAUCAACUCCUCUUCCAGCUUUGUGAAGGAUAAUCAAGUUGAAAUCCACAGCACUUGAAGAUGUACAAUAAAGAUGUUCAAGCUUAUUUAUCUUUAUUUAAUUUGGUUAAGAUGUGUACAAUUAUGAAACUGUACUAUUUUAAUUAUUUAUAUAUUUAUUUAAAAAAAGACAAUCAUUUGCACAUUUGAAAAUAAUAUUUAAUAUGAAUGUCUGAUACCAGAAUCUUCCACAAAGAUGUUGUGACCAGAAUUAAAUGAUGUGUCUUCUGUAGUUUUGUACAGUGAGAAGAUGUCUUCAUUUUUUGAAAGUUUGUAUAUUUUAAGCUAAGAAAACUUUAGAAAAGUAUAUAAACCUUGGGGAUUGUUGUUUGGACUUGAUCUGUUACUGGUUUAUGUAGUAUAUUCAGGUCAAGAAAGCAUUUAACCUUUGUACAGCUAGUGCCAAAGACAUGACGGAAGGAGAGCUUUUCUAAAACCAAAUAGAAGAAUGUGACUGUAAGGGGCAGAUUCCUGCUCACUGAAACCCAUCUACUGCAGUUAUUACCACCUUACCUUAAUUGGAAUGCUAUGAGGGAUACUGUAUCACAAUUUGUGCUACACAGCUCUGAAAGUGGCUUAAGUCUAUGUGAGUGUGUUUAUGUGUUUGUGUGUGUGUGCGUGGACAUACAUGUGUGCAAGUGUGGGGUGUCAUCUUUCUGAAUAGUAAAGGAAGGGAACAGUUUAUUAAUUUGAAAUAAGUCCUGUCAUAUGGAUUUAUCAAAAGAUCUAAUAUUACUGAUAACCAGAUUAAAUUUGUUUAGAAAUAUGUUUGUAUAAAUUAAUCAUGGUAAUUUUGCUUGGAAAUAUGUUUGUGCAAAUUAAUUUAAAAUAUGUGAUCAUUUAUUUAUUUACUUUUUAUGCAAAAUGAAAUGCUUUUUUAAGGAUUCUUUUUCAACUGAAUAUAAGUGGAGAGGAACUCCAAAUAAUAAUCAUUUGCUUCCUUCUUUAAUAAAAGCAGCAAAUGUGGUAACAUAACAGUCAUUGACUGCACAUGGAAACAGUAAGACUGAAAAACUUUUUGUAAAGAAAAAAAAAACAUUGGUUUGGACUCAGCUUCUAGUUCACCAGUCUAGUAGAAUAAUUAUUCAGUCCAUCUUUUUCUAUACAAAGCAGCAGUUCAUUCUAAAAUAAGCAAGACCUAGAAGCACAUUGCUCCGUAUAUAUUUCCCUUAUGACUUUAUGAAGCUUGAUAAAUGCUUCAGAAGGAGGUUAUUGUGAAUUUUUACUUUCAGACAGGUUAUCGUUUUAAUUAUUGCACUUUGUUGUUGACUAUUCUUAGUGGGAGAGAACCAUGAUGCUGAAUUUAGGGGAAAAGAUUUAUGCAAAAAGUUAAGCUAGGAACUAUUGUGUUAUUUUAUUUAGACAGUUUAAUUUAAGCAUUUAAAACAAUUCCCUUGUAUAUGUGAUUCUUUAUCUAUGUCAUCCAGUAUUUAUUUAUUUAUUUAUUUGCUGAAUUUCAAGUUUGUUAUAAUUUAUUGUUUUUGACUUACUAUGUAUUAAAUGAUUCUUUCAGAAACUAUGCAAAUAUUUAUCUUAUAAACAGAAUUAUAAAAAAGUU
This is a messenger RNA of Protopterus annectens (West African lungfish), 2104 nucleotides long. RefSeq names its product interleukin-8-like. The transcript has 4 exons. The record is from RefSeq and is a predicted model, not a curated record. Gene Ontology annotation, cellular component: extracellular region. Gene Ontology annotation, molecular function: CXCR chemokine receptor binding; chemokine activity. Lineage: Eukaryota; Metazoa; Chordata; Ceratodontiformes; Protopteridae. Gene Ontology annotation, biological process: antimicrobial humoral immune response mediated by antimicrobial peptide; cellular response to lipopolysaccharide; neutrophil chemotaxis. Bases 225 to 533 code for a protein of 102 amino acids.